Molecule: messenger RNA, 1512 nt
Organism: Helianthus annuus (common sunflower)
Lineage: Eukaryota; Viridiplantae; Streptophyta; Magnoliopsida; Asterales; Asteraceae
Product: cytochrome P450 89A2
Exons: 1
Coding region: 1-1512 (503 amino acids)
Cellular component (GO): membrane
Molecular function (GO): heme binding; iron ion binding; oxidoreductase activity, acting on paired donors, with incorporation or reduction of molecular oxygen, NAD(P)H as one donor, and incorporation of one atom of oxygen
Source: RefSeq, a predicted model, not a curated record
AUGGAGACAUGGUUCCUUAUUCCCGCUUCCUUAUGCUUAGCAAUCAUCAUCACAUCCCUCAUGUUCCACAAGGGAGAUAGCAAGAAGCUGCCCCCCGGGCCAUCAUUCUUUUCCUCCCACUUGCUCCUCUUAACCAAUUCCCUCCCGGAGCUCCAAUCCACAAUCCGCGGUCUCAAGUCGAAAUACGGACCACUUGUUACCCUUUCCAUCGUUUCUCAUCCUUCGGUCUUCAUCGGAACCCAUUCUCUAGCCCACCAAGUGCUUAUCCCGAAAGGCAACACCUCCUCGGACCGUCCGAAGUUCUUCCCUUUACACGGCAUCUCUACAGCCUCAUAUGGACCUAACUGGCGCGCAUUCCGUCACAAUCUUGCCUCCGGUUUCUUGAGUGGUUCACAUGUGAAGUCUUACUCAUGGGCUCGCAAAUGGGCCCUUCAAAGAUUGAUUGGUCAGCUCCAAGUGCAACAGGAGGGCGUAGGAACUAUCAAAGUAAUUGAUCAUAUCCACUUAGCCAUGUUUCGGUUGUCUGUUCUCAUGUGCUUUGGGGAGAAGCUAGAUGAUCAUCGUGUUAAUGACAUCGCUAGCGUAAAUGGUGGUUUGCUCUCAUUGGUCGACUCCAUGAUGUUUAAUGUAAUCUUUGUGUCUCCAUUGUUAGCAAAAAUAUUGUUUAGAAACAAAUGGAAGAAGUUAGAUAAGUUAAGAAGCGAUCAAAAUCAGCUGCUCAUCCCACUUAUCAAAACUCGAAAAGAAGCAGCUGACACUGAACGAAAUGUGGCAUACAUCGACACACUUCUAAAACUACAGCUUCCGGAGGAUGAUCGAAAGCUCACCGAAACGGAGAUGGUGAGCAUGUGUGGAGAGUUUUUGCUAGCUGCAACGGAGGCCACUUCUAAUGCGCUACAAUGGAUCUUGGCUAACCUUGUGAAGCAUCCUAUUAUUCAAUCAAAGUUGUAUGAUGAAAUCGUUGCGGUCGUGGGACCACCACCUCCACCAGGGGCACGAGGGGUCGAGCUAGAAUCGGGUAUAACCGAAGAGAACCUAAAGAAAAUCCCAUACUUGAAAGCUGUGGUGUUAGAAGGACUUAGGAGACAUCCACCUGCCCACCUUGUGCUGCCCCAUAGGGUCACUGAGCAGGUAGAACUGCAAGGUUACAUGAUUCCAAAGGGUGCAACUAUCAACUUCAUGGUGGCUGAGAUGGGUCGGGACCCAAAGGUGUGGGAAGAGCCCAUGGAGUUCAAGCCUGAGAGGUUCUUGGUGAAUGAUGGUGUGUUUGAUAUAGGUGGAAGCAAAGGGAUCAAGAUGAUGCCUUUUGGUGCUGGAAGAAGGAUAUGUCCGGGUGCUGAUUUGGCUUUGCUUCAUUUGGAAUAUUUUGUUGCUAAUUUGAUUUGGUAUUUUCAUUGGAGUGUUGCUGAUGGUUAUCAUGUUGAUCUUACUGAGAAGGUUAAGUUCACUGUGGUAAUGAAGAAUCCUCUACAAGCUAAAAUUUCUUCAAGGACCAAAAUGAUAACUACUUAA